Molecule: messenger RNA, 1059 nt
Organism: Fusarium poae
Lineage: Eukaryota; Fungi; Ascomycota; Sordariomycetes; Hypocreales; Nectriaceae
Exons: 3
Coding region: 1-1059 (352 amino acids)
Source: RefSeq, a predicted model, not a curated record
AUGACUUCCGACAACAAAACCCCGCCAGAUACCGCAUCUGCUAACAAUGACGACUGCCGAAUUUACUUCCAAGGCAAAGGUCCUUGCAUUGUACCCAGAAACGCCAUCAGCAAAUGCCCGAUACUGGCCGCACGAAUAGCUGCAAAGCCCUUCUUCUCGACCUCUCGCAAUAGCAUCGACGUUGGUGAAAUGCCAUAUGAUGUGGGAGUGUCCGUCGCCUACUUCCUAAACACUGGGACAUACCGAAGCCUCGACCCCGAACUCGAUUCACAGGACGAGAGGAACUGCAGGGAUCUUGGAACUGCGUUUCGCGUCUACGCCGCUGCAACCAUUUUUGAACUGGUUGGGCUUAAGAAUGCUGUUCAGAGUCGCAUGGCUUAUCUCGAGGAAAGGAUGGACUUGGCGCAGGUUGCGCGAUCGCUCAAACAGUCUGGGCUGAAUCUGGAGGAAUAUCCAACGCUCGCGAUGCAUUUGUACUCGUUCAUCCAGGUUUCCAAGGAUGUGUCUUCGGAAGAUGAGAUGAAGUCGAUAAUCUCCGAGCUUGGAUUCCCUGAAAGUGUCAAUAUAGACUCUUUCCAGUCCUCUUUGGCAUCCAAGGGGUUGCCCGGGGAAGAAAGGGAUGCCAAGGCGACAUCUCCUCGGAAAAGUCCGCCAAAUCCUACACCAAAGUCUAAUUCGGAGCCUGAGUCGAAUCCUACACCAGAACUGCCUUGUUGCUCAAAGGACAAGAACAAGGUAGCUACUACUGUUGUCUCAUCUGCUCUUGAGAAAGACCAACCGGAAACAGCCGCCACGCGGACUUGGAUGAGGAUGUUACCAAAGAUCAAUUUGGCAAUGGCUUUUCGACGAAAGAAGGCCGUUCCUGAGGAAUCUUUCGAACUACAGGACACGAACAGGUCUGUAGACGAGAUAAUGGUGCCAGCUCAGGGUCUUUCAGACGAGUCACUGGCUUCGGCACGAAACCUUGUUCUGUCAGCUUUAGGAGAGCAUUCGGAAGAGGGUGAUAUUGGUCUUCAGGAGGGUACCUUUCAAGUUCCAGCCCCAGUCAAAGAUUUGUGA